Molecule: messenger RNA, 5741 nt
Organism: Mycena citricolor
Lineage: Eukaryota; Fungi; Basidiomycota; Agaricomycetes; Agaricales; Mycenaceae
Source: the annotation of a GenBank genome assembly
CCCAAUCGCGCUUGUUCACAUGUCCUAUGUCCCUGCUGCUCAGCUCGCUGUUUCGACGCGUGUCCCUCUUACUCGCGGGGCUUUGUUUCAUUCUACUAUGUAUCCCUGGAGGAAAACCCCAGUCUCGCCGAAAGGAAUUCAAUGACGAGGAGGUUCGACUUGGCUUUCCGAUGAAACUCAACACCACAUCCUCUUCCAGCUUCAAAAGCUCUUUCACUGCAAUCCUUCCCAUAACAGAUCGAACAUUCUCCAACUUUGAAGACCUACUGGAUCCAUUCUUCUCCUUGAGUAGCUGCGUUACGGAUGUGUUGAUAGCAUGUCCGGAGUCUCUGCUGCCACAGGCGCGACUGGUUGUGCGCCAGAUCGUUCUUUCCUCGGCCCAGGAUCGAAAACACGUUGACAUGUCUCUUUACUCAUGGAACGUCGAACAACACUCCUCAAGCCGUAUUAUACUUGAAGCUGCUUCAAAAAUGACGACAGAUUGGCUUCUCUUGCUUGACGAGGAGGGUCUCAGCGGAUUGACUGGGCGAACUCGCGAUAUGCUCCUUUGUCCGGCAAGCCUUGAACUACCCAUAGGAUCCAGAGGAGUCUUUGCACAGUCCGGCAGCGCGUCUUGCGUGGUGCCCUCACCCGAUCCUACUGCUACCCUGUAUCUGAAGCCUCCAUUCUCAAUACCUCGUGCACUGAUCAAGAAGGCUUACAAAGACUGGGCUGAACUCGGAAGAGCGAUCUCAAGCCCUCAAGAUGGGAUCGGUGGAGUAAUGCGCGGUUGGGAGGGUGAUGGAGAUUGGUGUUCGACGUCCCGUUCGGAUGGCGCUCCCCUCAGCGUGACGUUCGUAUUUGUUCUUUCUAGUCGAAGUGACUUGUCGGCCGCCUCUCACCUGAUUUGUCGUCUGUUAUCUGCCCAUCACGAAGUCAGGAUUCUACUUCACUCGGAGAACGAAGGAGACGACCACAUGGCUUGCGAUCUCACCUGGGACGGUUUGGCUGACAGUUCGGCUUCCGUUCUUGAGUGGUUGGACCGUUUGGAUCAAGUGCCGGAUGUGUUAUUUGCCGUUGAAGAUUUGGCAGCUGGUUACUCUGCCCGUACUGUCAUAGUCCGAGUACCUCGUGAAGAUCUCGCACACACCAGCUGGAUGGGUUCCAUGUCCUAUCUGGAAUGGAUCAAUUGGAACAUGCCAACGGUUGAGCUCAGCAUCAUCACUCAAGAUCGGCCGGGAUCUCUUCAACGACUACUGACUUCACUCUCUAAAGCUCGCUAUUUUGGAGACUCUGUGGUGUUACGAACAAAUAUGGAACAAUCUCCUGACACUGAGACCCUCCAAGUUCUGUCUGAGUUCCAGUGGAAACAUGGGCCUGUCUUCGCUCACCGUCGAAUCAUACAUGCCGGAUUGAUGCCGGCUGUGGUUGAAUCCUGGUAUCCUAGCUCAAACGACAGCUUCGGCGUUCUUUUGGAGGACGACAUCGAGGUCUCUGCCCUGUUCUACGCCUGGAUCAAAAUGACAGUCCUCCGUUACAGAUACAGCGAGCAGAGUCAUCUGACGAAGCAACUCUUCGGUGUCAGCCUCUACCAACAGAAAAACAUCGAACUGCAUCCUGAGAGUCGCAAGUCUUUCAAUGCUCGCAGUUACUUUGCGCGGAAUCGGAUCGCCGAGCCAACAACACCAUAUCUUUCCCAGAUUCCUUGCAGCUGGGGAGCCGUCUACUUUCCAGAGCACUGGCGCGAAUUCCAUGGCUAUCUUGCUGAGCGGUUCUCUCAAGCGAAGAUGGACAUCAAUCAGCCAGUGGUCCCUGGCGUCCGCUCAAACACCUGGACUCGCUCCUGGAAGAAGUAUUUCAUCGAGAUGGUUUACCUGCGUGGCUAUGUUAUGCUCUACCCCAAUUUCGCAUCCUUCAUGUCUCUGUCCACCAACCAUCUCGAAGUGGGAUCCCAUGUCAAGGAUAGGUCCAAGGAGAAGCAGCGGAUGUUCAGCAUGCCCCUCAUUGGAGCCGACGAAUCUUGGCGAUUGUUGGACCUGCCGGGCGAGAGAUUGCCGGCAUGGAAUACACUACCCGUACUUAAUUUGACUGGUUCUCUGACGACAUUAGAGCACCUUGCAUCGGUAUCCAUGCCCAGUCCGUAGCCAUGUGAUUAGUUGCCACGUGAUAAAUCAAACACGCAUCCUGUGAUUGGUUCUGACACUCCCCGCCGGGUCCAGCCGGGGAGAUCAGGUCUUGCUUUCGACGACGACGACCAUGUCCGUCCUCCCCCGUCUUUCUCGCUCUUUCUCCUCCUCUGCUUCGCGUGCGCUUGCAACGCCUGUCACCCAGAAGGCUGCGUUGAACAAGACCUUCAAAAUCUACCGCUGGAAUCCGGAUGAGCCCGAGAAGAAACCGGCUUUGCAGUCGUACACCAUUGAUCUCAACCAGACCGGGCCCAUGGUGCUGGACGCCCUCAUUAAGAUCAAGAACGAGAUCGACCCCACAUUGACUUUCCGUCGGUCAUGCAGAGAGGGAAUUUGUGGCUCGUGUGCCAUGAACAUCAACGGCCAAAACACAUUGGCGUGUCUUUGCCGUAUCGACAGAACAGAGGGCGCGGACAGCAAGAUUUACCCCUUGCCCCACAUGUACAUCGUCAAAGACCUCGUUCCUGACCUCACCAACUUCUACAAGCAGUACAAAUCCAUCAAGCCGUAUCUGCAGAACCCGAACCCGCCCGCAGAUGGCAAGGAGUUCUUGCAGAGCCCUGAGGACCGUAAGAAGUUGGAUGGAAUGUACGAGUGCAUUCUGUGCGCUUGCUGCUCGACCAGUUGCCCAAGCUACUGGUGGAACCAAGACGAGUAUCUUGGCCCGGCGACGCUGAUGCAGGCUUAUCGGUGGAUUGCGGACUCUCGGGACUCGCACACCGAAGAGCGGAAGGAGGUCCUUCAGAAUGAGAUGAGUCUGUACCGGUGCCACACCAUCUUCAACUGUUCUCGCACUUGCCCGAAGGGUCUCAACCCUGCAGCAGCCAUUGGACGCAUCAAGAUUGAGCUCGCUGCUGAUUAAAGGGCUGGAGGACAUACCCACUUUACCUACAUUGUCAAUUCGCAAACCAGGAGUAACACAUUCAAUUAUUUUCGAUAGACGACUAGUCGUUGAUGUGAGCGCGGCCAUCAAGGACCCGCUUGGCCUCGCUUGGUCCGUAGUUCAACCGCCCACUUCAACAACCCCGCAAUCCAGUUCGUUUACGCUCCAAGCUUCGGAAUGAGAGAUGACUCGCAGGCUGGUACCGUUGGAUUUCAGGCUGGUGGAUUCCUGGGGGAACCAAUCCCACCCCUAUUCGUCGCGAAACGCUUGACAAGUACGUCAUCGCGAUCGAAGGUCGGUAGGCUGGUCCCCGAAAUUUCUUGGCUCCACCCACCGGUCCUAAAAACUCCACUGCCACACUUGACCGAGUAGUGAACUUCGACCUGCACCAUGACUGACCCUGUGCCAGUCAAAGAGCGUGAUUUUGCUCCCCAUGUCGACCUCGACAAUGCACAACUUGACGAGCACCCCGAACAGCUACCAGCGCAGAGCCACAUCAAGCACGAGCGCGAGCAAGACGGAGAUUCGGAUUCGACGGGCACCGAGUUCUCCGAUGAAGAAUUCGACUGGGAUAAGGAGGACGAGGAUAGCACCCAGACUACGUCGGAGAAGCACUACAAGGCGAAGCGCGGCCGAGCGCUGUGGCUCGCGUUCAUGAAGCUUGCGCGACCCGUGCGGACGUUCCUCAUAGGGAUAUUGGGCACAGGGAUCCUCAUCACACCCUUCAUCCUCUUCCAAGUAGUGUUCACGAAGAGCCCUGCGCGACCACAUGUCCAUGCCUGGUCGCUCUGGUUCGCGAUCAUAUGGGCCGCCGGAUGCCUGACGAGCUUGGUUAUCGACAACAUCACCCGCUUCAUCAUCGCGGUCAUCGUACUGUUCGGAGGUCACGUCGAGCGACUCAAAGUCCAGCUUGAGGUCGUUUUCGCGGUCAAGGCAUGGCUUAAACUUGUUCUUGAUGUGACUUGGGCUUGGGUCAGUCUCUCGGUCAUCCGUGCAGUUGGCCAUCCUCCGGGCUCUUACUGGACCAUCAUCAAUCGGGUCAUGCAAGCUUUGUUCUCAUUCGCGAUGCUUCUUCUCGUGGAGAAGCUCUUCCUUCGCUUUGUUGCUAUAAGCUUCCACCAAAAGGCGCUAGCCGACCGUCUGACUGAAAAUCGACUGGGCCUCAAAGCGCUCGACCGACUCUCCAACGCCCAACCCGCACCGAAGAAGCAUCCUUACGGUCGCCGGGGAAGAAAGACCCCCACCGGCUCGGUCGACUUUUCCAGUGUAUUGCGAUUCACUGGCAACGGGAGUAAGCAGGUCCCCGAAACGAUCCCCGAGGAAAAGGUCGACACGGGCAAGCCGAUGAAGAAAGAGUCGGUCCGGAAGCAGAAGCGGCGCAAGGCGAUGACCAGCAUCAUUGUCGACCAAGUCGGGGGUGCGAUCGGCCACGUCGCCUUCAAAGGAAACAAGGAAGGCAGACUGGGUGAAUUGGCUUCUGCGAGGAAGUUGGCGAAGAAGUUAUUCGGCGCCUUGAGCGAUGUGUAUCCACCCCGGUCGCAUCUCAUUGUUGAUGGUCUGUGGACGUUCCAAGCGUCUUGCUGUUGUUUCGCUGGCUUACCACCAUCCAGACUUUUAUCCUUACUUUACCACCACUUCCGAAGCUACGGAGGCCUUUGCACUUUUUGACAAAGAUGGAAACGGCGACAUCUCGAAGAAGGAGAUGCGCGAAGCGGUCCAACGCAUUUACAGAGAACGACAAGCGCUGACAUCGAGCUUGAAGGUUUGCGCAGUCGCUCUCUUGGCUCUCCAGCUCAUCAUAUUUGCAGGACGUCGGCUCUGCGGUCGCCAAGCUGGAUGCCGUGCUUCUCUUCGUCGCUCUGAUCAUCCUCAUUUUCAUUUGCUUGCUGAUCUUCAACAAAUCGAACACGCUGACUUCGCUUGUUCCACUGGGCACGAUCAUUCUCGGCUUUUCGUUCAUUUUCGGCAACUCCGCUGCGACGCUCUUCAACUCGCUCAUCUUCAUUUUCUCUACCCACGUGUUUGACGUGGGCGACUUGGUGAUGAUCGACGACCAAGUCCUCGCUGUCCGGGAAUUCGGGCUGUUUGCGACCACCUUCCGGCGUGUCGAUGGACAAGAGAUCAUCGUCCCGAACUCGCUGCUGUCUGGAUCCAAGCUUGUCCACAACUUGCGUCGCAGUAACUCGAUGUGGGAGAGCACAGAACUCGUCGUGGCUUACACAACACCCCUCGAAGUCCUCGAGGAAUUGCGGACAAGAAUCAGCGCCUACAUCGCUGCCAACAGCCGUGAAUGGUCCGGGUCCGGACUCAACAUCGACAAGAUGGAGUUCCAAAAUGCCAUCCAUCUCAUUGUGGCCAUUGAACAUCGAGCCAACUGGCAAGACUGGGGUGCCCGCUGGACGAGACGAAACGAGUUCAUGCGCCAUCUCAAAACUAUUCUGGAAGAUCUCGAUCUCCGGUAUUCGCUGCCCCCUCAGCCCAUCGUGUUCCCGCAGGGUGGCCCGCCUACUGCGCGCGCCUCUCCCGAUCUUGGGAACGCUGGCUCAUUCGGCAUGAGCAUGCCCCAGCCGGCCCGGUCCUUCCGGUCGGAUAUGAGCGGGUUCCAAUGAGUCAUGUCAAUAGAAACCCGAGCAGGACUCGUCUAGUCUACGCAUAGGCCUCCCAGCAUCACUAUCAUCUAAAGCAUAUCAAAU